AUGGUCUUCUUGCUGCAACUCCUGAUUCUGCUGCUGCUUCUGAUGCCUGAAGCUGUAACCAAAGCGCAUCCUGCAAUGUGUAGUAUGAAGAAUGCCCCUCCUGCCCAGCGUCAGUAUUAUCUGCCAGGGGAACUCAUCCUUGGUGGGAUCACUUCCCAGCUCUUCUUCCCUUCCUAUGCUCCCAUUUCUUUCUGUGAGAAACCCCAAGAAAUUGUUCCUGGUCUUUCUAGCUUGGUGUUGAAGAACUAUCAGCAUGUCUUGUCUUUGGUGUUUGCUGUGAAGGAACUCAAUGAAAACCCCACAAUCUUGCCCAACCACACUUUGGGGUUCCAUAUCUAUGAAAGCUACUUCACUGCAAGAAUGACUUAUCAAAAUACCCUGAAUGUUGUCUUUACUGAAAAGAAGAUGGGCCUCAACUAUAAGUGUGACACCUGGAAUAAUCUGAUAGCUGUUAUUGGAGGCCAGGACUUUGAAAUCUCUCUUCAUAUGGCCACCAUCUUAGGCAUCUAUAAGAUCCCACAGAUCACGUAUUGCAUAUUUCCUCCAUCAGUGAGUGACAGAACUCAGAAGCCUUCUCUGUACCAGAUGGCUCCCAACGAAGCCUUUCAGUACACAGGGAUUGUCCAGCUUCUGCUGCAUUUCCAAUGGAGAUGGGUUGGAAUCCUUGUAGUGAGUGAUGAUAAAGGAGAAAGGUUUGUGCAGACCAUGACACAAAAGUUCUCUGAAAAUGGGAUUUGCCCUGCCUUCAUUGAAAGAAUACCAGACCAUGCAGCAUUUUUUGAAGUUUUCAACCUUUUCAAUUAUAUUGAGAGUACAGCUGACUUUCUAUCCAAGACAGAUGUCAAUAUAUUUCUCGUAAAUGCAGAGACACACACCAUGACAUCUCUCCAGUGGAUUCUAAUGCUGGUUGACAUAAAAGGCAUGACACCGAUACGCAAGGUUUGGGUUAUGACAGCUCACUGGGAUUUCUCAUCAGAAAUAAUGCACAAACACUUGAAUAUGAAUGUCUUCCAUGGUUCCUUAUCCAUUGCUAUCCACUCCAAUAAUGUUCAGGGAUUCCAAAAAUUCCUGCUGUCAGUGAAUCCUUACAAUGAUGAAGAUGGAUUUAUAAAGACAUUUUGGGAGCAGGCUUUCAACUGUUUAUUAUUUCCAGAAGUCAAUGAGAGCAAAGAGAGCAGGGAAAUUUGUACUGGUGACGAGAAGCUGGAGAGUCUUCCUGGGCCUUUUUUUGAAAUGAGCAUGACGACUCAAAGCUACAGUAUCUACAAUGCUGUCUAUGCUGUGGCGCAUGCUUUGCAGGCCAUGUACGCAUCUAGGACCAAGCAUGGGUUAAUGGUUGGUUGGAACAAUCCACAGCCUGGGAAGCUAUCAAAUGUCCAGGUUGUGCCCUCGGCUCUAUGCAAUGAAAAAUGUCAUCCAGGUUCCAGCAAGAAGAAGAAAGAGGGAAAGCCAUUUUGCUGCUAUGAUUGUGAUCCGUGUCCAAAGGGGAAGAUUUCAACCCAGAAGGAUGCAGGUGACUGUUUCCAGUGCGCAGAAGAUCAGUAUCCAAACAAUGAUAAAAAUGGAUGCCUUCCCAAGGGUCUCAACUUCCUGUCUUACAGUGAACCUUUAGGAAUUCUUUUGGCAGUGCUGUCCCUCUCUCUUUCCUUCGCCACUUUUUUGGUGCUUGGACUCUUCAUGAAGCACCAGAACACUCCCAUUGUUAAAGCCAACAAUCGAAACCUCACCUAUUCUCUACUCAUCUCCCUCCUGCUAUGCUUUUUAUCUUCUUUGCUAUUCAUUGGCCAGCCUGACAAAGUGACCUGCAAGCUGCGACAAACUGCUUUUGGUAUCAUCUUUGUGAUGGCUGUUUCUUCUGUGUUGGCCAAAACCAUCACCGUGGUUUUGGUCUUCAUGGCCACUAAACCAGGAUCCAAGAUAAAGACAUGGGUGGGGAAAAGACUUUCAAAUGCUAUCAUUCUUUGCUCUUCAUUGGUUCAAGCGAGUAUUUGUAUGAUAUGGUUAUAUACUGAUCCUCCAUACCCAGAUGUUGACUCUCAUUCUCUAGCUGUAGAAAUCAUCUUGAAAUGCAAUGAAGGAUCUUCGAAUAUGUUCUUUUAUAUUUUGGGGUACAUGGGAUUUCUGGCUGUUGUCUGUUUCACUGUGGCUUUCUUUGCCAGGAAUCUGCCCAACACUUUUAAUGAAGCUAAGUUAAUUACUUUCAGCAUGUUGGUGUUUUGCAGUGUGUGGGUGUCUUUUGUUCCAACCUAUCUGAGCACCAAAGGAAAAUAUAUGGUGGCUGUGGAGAUCUUCUCCAUCUUGGCUUCCAGUACAGGCAUACUGGGUUGUAUUUUUUCUCCUAAAUGUUAUAUCAUUUUGCUGAGGCCUGAGCUGAAUGACAAAAAACAGUUAAUAAGGAAUACAAUGGGAAGAGGUAUUUGA
Messenger RNA from Heteronotia binoei (common prickly gecko), 2421 nucleotides. Its product is annotated as extracellular calcium-sensing receptor-like. NCBI's taxonomy places the organism in Eukaryota, Metazoa, Chordata, Lepidosauria, Squamata, Gekkonidae. The transcript has 5 exons. Gene Ontology annotation, biological process: G protein-coupled receptor signaling pathway. Gene Ontology annotation, cellular component: membrane. The coding region runs from base 1 to 2421 and encodes 806 amino acids. The record is from RefSeq and is a predicted model, not a curated record. Gene Ontology annotation, molecular function: G protein-coupled receptor activity.